CCUCCAUUUUCACCGUGACCGCCGCUUCCACCGAGGGUUUUACAGAAGAAGCCGACUCGCAACCUGCCUGUCUUCGAAUCGAAGCUGAGAUGGCGAGAAUGGUCAGGAGAAUGGCUGCUUUCACAGUGGCUUCUGCUUCGAGUUUGGUUCAGAGUACUCACCAUCGUCUGGGGAGAUGUACUACUCUUAACACUUUCUCAGAUUGUUCCUCUGUUUUAAGUUUUCGGAGACUGGCUUCUUCUGGUGUUGGAGACUACAGAGAGAUUGAGAUUUGGGUUUCAUGGUUGUAAUGCCGAGGAUGCUGUGGCUUUGUUCGACCAGAUGGUUCGGUCUCGCCCCUUUCCCUCAAUCGUUGAUUUUAAUAAAUUGCUGACUGCAAUCACCAAAAUGAAACGGUAUGAUGUUGUGAUUUCUCUCUGCAAGAGAAUGGAAUUGCUCGGGGUUUCACAUAAUGACUACACUUUGAGUAUUCUCAUCAACUGUUUCUGCCGCUCAGGACGAACGGUUUUGGGCCUUUCGGUUUUUGGGAGAAUCAUGAAACUGGGUUACGAGCCUCAUUUGAUCACGUUCAAUACCCUGAUCAAUGGAUUCUGUAUCCAAGGAAAGCUUUCUACGGCAUUAAUUUUGGUUGACCAAAUAGUCAAAGACGGAUACAAACCUAAUGUUGUGACAUACAACACUCUGGUCAACAGAUUUUGUCGAGAGGGUAGAGUUUCUGAAGCUGUCAGUUUAGUUGAUCGGAUGUUAAAGAUGGAUUGUAAACCCAAUGUAGUUACUUAUAACACUAUUGUCAAUGGGGUUUGUAAGUCAAGGGAUUAUGCUUUGGCAUUGAAUAUGCUCACAAUGAUGGAGGAAAGGAACAUUGAGGUCAAUGUCAUCAUGUAUAAUACGAUCAUUGAUGGUCUUUGCAAAGGUGGACACAUAGAUGAUGCGUUGAACCUUUUCCAAAAGAUGGAUAACAAAGGGGUUGUACCAAAUGUUGUCACCUACAGUUGUUUGAUAAACGGUCUUUGCGUUUUUGAUAGAUGGAACGAUGUUGUCCGAUUGUUGAAUGAUAUGGUCAAAAGAAAAAUCACCCCAGAUGUUAUCACUUUCAGUUGUUUAAUCAAUGCAUUCCUUAGAGAGGAGAAGUUUAUUGAGGCUAAAGAAUUAUACGAAGAGAUGAUCCGAAGAGGUUUAGUUCCGGAUACUAUUACUUAUACUUUACUGAUUGAUGGGUUUUGCAUGCAGAAUCGUCUUGACGAGGCAAAACAGAUGUUCGAUUCUAUGAUCGACAAAGGAUGCUUUCCUAAUGCAGUCACUUUUAGUUGUCUGAUAAAUGGUUAUUGCAAGUCUAAUAAGGUGGAUGAGGGUAUGAAGCUCUUUCACGAGAUGUCUCGAAGAGGAAUGGUCAGUAAUACAUAUACUUACAACACGCUCAUACAAGGGUUUUUCCGAGUGGGCAAUGCCAAGGUCGCCCAGAAACUCGUCUUAGAGAUGCAGAGACAAAGUGUGGAUCCUGAUGUUGUAACUUACACGGUAAUGCUUGAUGGUCUUUGUAAGAAUGGAAAACUAGACGAGGCGCUUGAACUGUAUUGCAAGUUGGAAACGAGUGGGAUUGAUAUCGAUAUAUUUGUCCAUAAUGUUAUGAUAAAUGGUUUGUGGAAGGCUGACAGGGUUGAUGAGGCACUUCGAUUGUUUAAUAAGCUUUCCGUUAAAGGGGUUGAACCGGAUGUAAAGACGUACAAUACAAUGAUUACUGGAUUUUGUGGAAAACAUAUACUCAAUGAAGCCAUCAAGCUGUUUAAACAUAUGAAAGAGGUUGGUUGUAUGCCGGAUGACUAUACGUAUAAUCUAUUGAUCCGAGGUCAUCUCGAAAGUGGCGAUGUAGUAACAGUUAUCGAGUUAAUGCGAGAAAUGCGAAGCUGCGGUUUUUCUUCAGAUGUUUCAACCUUGGAAAUGAUUGUUAAUAUGUUAUCGGAUGGGGGAUUGGAAAAAAGUUUUUUGGAUCUUCUUUCUCAGUGAGCUGUAACGCGGAGCUUGCUUUCAGUCAUGGUAGUCGUAUGACAAAGAGGGCACAUUAAACACAGGAGUUCUUGUUUAUUUCAGAAAGCCAACACAUAAUUGGUCAGAAAUUGCUGCAGGUGAAUGAGAAGAUUGUGAGAUGCUGGACGCGUUGAGUUCUUGAUAAAGGUUUCUCAAUGUGUGAAGUGGAGAGUUGGCUUCAUAAAGGCAUAUGGAGAAAUUGUCACAGCUGCUUUUCCAAUAGGCUUGGAAAUUGGUAAUAUCCCAUCCUUUGUAAAUGAUUUAUGAUCUGAGAAGCACUUUAAUGAGUGUUGGAGAAAUACAUAUUUAUAACUUGGUUGUCGUUGCAUUGGCAUUCUCUAUCUUCCACGCAUUUGUUUCUUUGUGUUACCUCCUGACACAAUGAGAUCUGAUCUAAGGGUUCCAAAGGAAACUUACAUCAGCGUUCGUGAUGAGAACGUCUUUCCCAAUCUUAGUGUUCUUAUAGAUGAUACAGUUCCUGCAAAAAAAAUAAAGAACAGAGAUAAGAGAAGAUUCUAUAUGACAGCAAUGUUUGGUAGAGAAUACAGUAGAGCUUUACCUGAUUUUGGUGUCCGGACGGAGGCAUAUGGGAACCUCUCAGUGAGCCAAAAGGGAAACGAUUUCGACUUCUGUUUGGUGGAAAUCAGCUCCCAUCAUCAUUGUAUCCUGAAGAAAACCUUACACAAUUCUCUCUCUCUCUCUCGUAGGUUUCUGUCAGUGAGGGAUUUUUACCUGAAGCUCGACUCCCAGACUUUGAACGUGAACAGUGCGCUCCCACGAUAGAAUGUUGAACGCUACAUUCUCUCAGGAAGCAGCCGCGUGAAACUAUCGAAUCCAGUAUCUGUACUUGCACCCCAAAAAAAACAAGUUAUGCAGAUCAACAGUUCAGAAUGCAAAGUAUGGGAAUCAAGAAGCAUCGGCAGCCCGGUGUAUAGAGCAUCUCGGGAUACAGGGAAGGGUCCCACCACAACCACAAGGGUGUUGUGCUCCUUGGGGGAUUAUUUCAGAACCAAAGUCGUUUGAUGCUUUCAGCAAAACUUGUGUUCUAAACACGUAGACUCCCAUCGAAGCAA
Molecule: messenger RNA, 3098 nt
Organism: Tarenaya hassleriana
Lineage: Eukaryota; Viridiplantae; Streptophyta; Magnoliopsida; Brassicales; Cleomaceae
Product: pentatricopeptide repeat-containing protein At1g12300, mitochondrial-like
Exons: 2
Coding region: 322-2004 (560 amino acids)
Molecular function (GO): protein binding
Source: RefSeq, a predicted model, not a curated record